AGAGGGUGCAUUCUUGUUUUUGCACCUGAGAAACAGGACUCAAGAGAUCAUAGUUUUUCUCUUAGGUUUCUUUCUCCGGUGACCGUCUUUGCACGGUUCACCUUAGACGGGAAAAUUAGGAACUAAUUUUUGUGAUUCAAAAUGUUCCAAUUUUCCUCUUGAAAAUUGAUCAUAGAGUUUAUCAGUGUGUUGGUAUUAUUGGAAUCGUCUCAUGCAAAUUUCAUCAAUAAAUUAUCUCUGUAAUUAAAGAUUGCAGGCUAAUAUUUAUUGAUGAUUUUGAGGAAUUGUGCCUAAGAUAUGAUAUUAGGUAGAUUAACAAAAAGAGGAUGGAUACAUUGCUUUCCAUGCUGCAUGCCUGUGGAUGACAACAUUCAUAUUAGCUCUUUGGAAGAUAGUAUCAUUCAACGAUAUAAAGAUAACAAAUCUCCAGCACAAUUUGCCAACAUUUCUCUUAAAACUGAUAGCAGCAGAAGGAGAUACAUAGCUGCAGAAAUAGAAAAGUUUGGAAAAGGGAACAUUUCAGCUCAAGCCUUCACGUUUCGCGAGUUGUGUCUUGCAACUCAAAACUUUGACUGCGAAAGUUUGCUUGGCUCGGGUGGUUUUGGAAAAGUAUACAAAGGCCACAUUAAAAGCAAGAAUAUGGAUGUUGCUGUGAAGCAACUUGACAGGAAUGGUUUCCAAGGAACUAAAGAGUUCCUUGUGGAGGUCCUACUGUUGAGUCUUCUCCGUCACUCUAACCUUGUCAAUUUGGUAGGAUAUUGUUCAGACGGUGAUCAGAGAAUAUUAGUUUACGAGUUCAUGCCAAAUGGUUCUUUAGAAAAUCACCUUCUUGAGCUCGGUCCAGAUCAAAAGCCUCUGGAUUGGUAUACGAGGAUGAAAAUAGCAGCAGGAGCAGCAAGAGGACUUGCAUACUUGCAUGAAACAGCUAAUCCUCCGGUGAUAUAUCGGGACUUUAAAGCAUCCAACAUACUUUUAGAUGAGAAUUUUGAUCCCAAGCUUUCUGAUUUUGGACUUGCCAAGCUAGGUCCAACAGGUGACAGGACUCAUGUGUCCACCAGGGUCAUGGGAACCUAUGGUUAUUGUGCACCUGACUAUGCUUGCACAGGAAAAUUGACCGUUAAGUCCGAUGUUUAUAGCUUUGGGGUAGUCUUUUUAGAAAUAAUCACAGGACGAAGAGUCAUCGACAGCUCCAGACCUAGUGAAGAAAAGAACCUCGUCAAGUGGGCACGACCACUGAUCGCUGACAAGAAGAAGUUACACGUAAUGGCAGAUCCAUUGCUAGGAGGGAACUACCCGAAGAAGGCAUUGUAUAAAGCUCUAACAGUUGCAGCAAUGUGCCUGCAAGAGGACGCCAGUGCGCGACCUUUUAUCAGUGAAGUAGUGACUGCUUUAGAGUAUAUAUCUAAUAUCAAGAAACAUGAUGAUCAUAAUGAGGAAAGUGCAGAAGACACUCUCAAAUCCCCACCUGCAUUGCAAACUAUUACGAGUCAUGUUGAUCGUAUUGCAAGUAGUAAUAAACCUAAUUGUGUUAGAGAAAGAUACUAAAUCCAUUUUCCCGUCACCAAACACUUCUAUUUCCGAGUGUUUCUCCAGUUUUAUUUAGUUUUUGUCAA
This is a messenger RNA of Lycium barbarum (goji berry), 1613 nucleotides long. RefSeq names its product probable serine/threonine-protein kinase PBL23. Gene Ontology annotation, biological process: protein phosphorylation. Gene Ontology annotation, molecular function: protein kinase activity; ATP binding. The coding region runs from base 298 to 1545 and encodes 415 amino acids. NCBI's taxonomy places the organism in Eukaryota, Viridiplantae, Streptophyta, Magnoliopsida, Solanales, Solanaceae. The record is from RefSeq and is a predicted model, not a curated record. The transcript has 5 exons.